AUGAUGAGUUUCGUUGAUUCAAUGUUAGGAUCAAUUUUGAUGGUUGACUCGAAGCUUAAUAGGAGAAAAGAUGACGAUGAAUGUGAAAACGAUUCGGAAGGAUCGUGUCAGAAACCGGUUAAUGACGAUAGUUUAACAAUUGGUCUUGCAAUUGGUAUACCAGUGUUCGUUAUUCUUUGUGUUUUGUCGUUUUUUCUUUUCAGGAAUUACCGUAAAGGUAAGAAGGAGUCUAUGGAACACGAUCCAGAUUUUGACGAAACAGGAGAAGCUACAAUGUUGCCGGACUUUCCUAAUCAAAAGCAGUACAUGGAAGACCCAUUCCACAAUAGGAAUUCGGUCAGAUAUCCGGCGCAGAAUCAUAUGGCAAAGGAGUCUUCUUCGUCGUUGACACAAACUGUUCAAGCAGAUCCAUAUUUGGAUAAUUUUGUCUUGCCAUAUCAACAUCAAACUGAAUCGAAAGUCUCACUAAACGAGUACGCAAGGCAAUUAGGUGAACAUCAGACCUUCGGCCAUACUCCGAGAGCUUCCACGCAUAUUAAUAGAACGAGAAAUUCAAGUUUUAGCAAUGUUAAUGGUUCAAUUGGAGGUGGUCACUCAAUUUCACCUCAAAAAUCUGGGUUAAGGCCUGAUAUAUCAAACCAACGUGAUAGGAGCCCACUUAGGUCUAUGGGCAAGGCUACAAACAACGAAUACACUAAUCUUCCUAACGAAUCAACAGCAGAAUUUCAAGAUGCUGAAGACGGGGAUGAUACAAUUGAGGAUCAUUCCUCAGACUUAGAAUCUGCGAGCAACUCUGAAAGCUCAGCUGUAAGUGGUACUGGCGGAGAAAAAUUUGCUGUUAACUAUGAAAAUGAAUCUGAAUUGGCUUUGAAUGACCCUAUAAAUCCUCAAAACAAUCCUGCAGUUAUUCCUAAAGAAACUACCAGAGAGUCUUUUGAUUCUGCAAGUGAAGAAGCUGACGUGUUUACAGCCAAGUCUGACGACUCCACUUCAGCUCCAGGUAGAAAUAUUGACACUAUGGAUGCUAAGAUGUAUGGUACAAUGGAUGAUACAGUCAAUGAAACAGUCGUUGAUACUACAAUUGUAGAUAGAGACGUCGAUGAAGCCAACAAGGGAAUUGAUAUUGUUAGCGAAGGUGAGCCGGAUAAUGUUGAAAACAUGGUUUCAAGGGAUGUAGCACAUUCCCUAUUCGAAGAUAAUAAUGCCAGGCAAAUGGUGUCUGUAAUUGAUGAUGAAAGAACUAACAUCUAUACUGAUGUUUCGCAAGAAACCACCAGACAUGAACUCGGUGAAUUACGAAACAGUGCAAAUACCACAGAUACGACUAUCGGUAACCUUGAAAUCCCAUCUGGUCCACCAGUUAGAAGUAAGUCACCUAGAUUAUCAGCCUUUAAUUUAUUAAAGAACGAUAGCGAUGAUGAAAAUGAAGAUGAAGAUCAAGAAAAAUUUUUAUCACCCGAGGAGGAAGAAGAGUUGAGAAGAAUGAAGUCAGUGUAUAAGGUUUACUUUGAUCGUGAAAAAUCACAAAAUAGUAAAUCUGGUGAUGCUAGAACUCAUGAAUUUACGCCAGAUCCAGAUUAUCCUUUAGGCGAUUUACCACAUAAAAUAGAUUAUUUAAGGAUCAACAAAGAAUUGAAGACAGAUACAAAUUAUGAUAAGAGAUUGACUACCACAUCUUCAAUUUACAGUGAAACACCAAUUUUCUCAAGUGAAGAACAACAAUUCUAUCAUAACCAACAAGAAUUUGCUAGUGAUCCUAAUAUAUACCAGGCACCACCUCAACAAUAUCAACAGCCACCACCUAACUUGCCUCCUUUACAACAAUUGCCUCCACCUUCAGAUAUUCGUAAAUCUACCAUUCAAACAUACACUGAUUAUCGUCCAAGAACCAAGAACCAAAUGGUACAAAAUGGUAGACAACCGUUUGUUCCAAUCGAAAACGAUCAAGUAUGGACAUCACCAAUUGCAUCACCGUCAAUGCAAUCUCAAUCAUCAUUUGGUCAAUCACAGCAAUCAUUGCCAUCUAUGAAUGGUAGUCUUGCUGCUGCCCACUCAGUUCCAUCUGCAACUCAAUUAUCAAGGUCUUCGGUCGUUAUGUUAAAUCCAGUUACUGAAAUCACCAAACAACGAAAAUUCAGACCUGCGGGUUCAUUACCAAGUACAAAGGGUUCUUCAUUAACAAACAGGUCUAUCCAAAACCAACAAUUCUUGAAUGCCAAUAAUGAGAUUAACAACUCUGAAAGUGAAUUAAUUCCUGGCAAUAGAAAGAGUGCGGUUAGAAGGAUGAUGAAUACUAAUUUCUAG
Debaryomyces hansenii CBS767 is the source of this 2304-nucleotide messenger RNA. RefSeq lists its product as uncharacterized. The transcript has a single exon. The coding region runs from base 1 to 2304 and encodes 767 amino acids. NCBI's taxonomy places the organism in Eukaryota, Fungi, Ascomycota, Pichiomycetes, Serinales, Debaryomycetaceae. The record is from RefSeq and is a predicted model, not a curated record.